CUCUUGUGAACUUAUGCUCCCAAGUCCUAUCUAGUAUUGAAUUAUUAAGCCAUGGAUGCCAACAACAAUAUUCUCCACAUAUAUUUAUCAUGCAUUGCUUUUCUCUUCAUGUGUAUGAGGACAGAAUUUACCAUCUUGAAAGAAUUUUCUUGUCUUUUUAUUGUUCACAGGGCUUUGGUUACGUCAAUAAGGAUCAGUACGUACUGAUAAUUAUCUGUAAUUAGGGAAUCAAUUAGAAAUUAAAAAAAGGAUGUUUAUACUGCUUUUUCUUUUGUGUUUAUCAUUUCUUCCACCUGAAGUCAUAAGGAAUAUCAAGAAGAGAAUUUUGUCUGAAUUCACCAUUUCCUGUUGUCAUUUCUAUCUAUUUUGGAUCUUUCUCUUUUCCUCUGCGCGGAUCGUGAUCUUUAAGUAAAUCCAGAACACAAGGAUUCCAAUUACAUUUUUUGUUUUUGAUGCUGCUGUCCAAGAAAACCAGCCUUGUUUCCUUCUCAUUCUUGUCACGAAUCAGGUUCAUUGUGAAUGAACAACAAUCACAAGGUUCAUUGCCAAGAACAAAGUCAGCAAAAACCAGGACUUGAAUUCUCCGAUCUGGGUUUGCAACAAUCUUUCAACAUGGGAAUAUCACAACAGAACAGAAAUCUUCAGCCAGCAAAGCCAUCAACUGCACCAACACCAAUCCUAAGCGGAUUCCAAUCACCAGUCUCAGCCUUCUACGCGACGGAACGGUUUAUGGGGCUUCCACAGCAUGAUUUUCAAGCAAGAGAUUCUUCUUUAGGCUCCUCUCAAUAUAUGAACACUUGUGCACAGACUCAUCUUUCAAGUGACUCUUCAGGGGAAGUUUCUUUUAUUGAAUCAACAGAGCAGACUGAACUGCGAAACACCUUGCAAUCAUUUGUCAAGUGUCACUGCUAUGGUCAUCAGAACAACAAUUGCAGAAACAUUGAUCCAGGGAACAAGUUUCUUCAAUCUCCAAAUGGUUGUUUACUCGACGACGAUUCAUCUGUGGUUGGCAAGCAAUUAACAGUAGUUCAAUCACAAGGAUUUCAGGACCACGGAGUUCAUUGCAGUUCAAGUGGUUAUUCAUUUGCGCAGCCGAGUUUCUCUUCUCAGCAAGAGAAGAAAUCUCCAAGGUUUUCUUCUUUAGGUGCUCCUGCAUCCUCUGGCGCAUGUAAAACCCGAAUAAGAUGGACUCAAGAUCUUCAUCAGAAGUUUGUAGAGUCCGUAAAUUGCCUCGGGGGUGCUGAGAAGGCAACACCAAAGGCUAUACUGAAGCUGAUGGACACUGAUGGAUUGACAAUCUUUCAUGUGAAGAGUCAUUUGCAGAAAUAUCGAAUCGCAAAAUACAUGCCUGAUUCUGCAGAAGGAAAAUCCGAGAAAAUACGCAGCACGAAUGAUUCACCUAAGCUUGAUGAGAAAAGUGGAUUGCAAAUCAAAGAGGCCUUGCAACUUCAACUAGAUGUCCAGAGGAAACUUCAUGAACAACUAGAGGUUCAGCGAAAUUUACAGUUGCGGAUUGAGGAACAAGGCAGACAGCUCAAGCUGAUGAUGUUUGAGAUGCAACAGAAAAACAAGAGCCUCUCCAGUACUCAAAAUUCCGACAUUGCGUCGCCCGCGAAUCUGUCAUUUACUACCCUUCAAGAUGACGAGGUUUCAGUUGUAAAAGGUUCUCAAAACACUUCCUUCCCGUCGAAGAUAAGUUAGCUUCUCGGUUCAGGACUCAGGAGUACAUCAUUUGAUCCAAAUACUGUGCCUACUACAAGAAGAUAAGAAGCAAAUGCAUCACUUGGUUGAUACAAAAAAAUUCAUAAACUCUAUUAUUAUAUUGUACCUAAACACAAGUCUUUUUUUUUGUGUGUGUGAAGUUCAUGGUGCCUGUUUUUUAUCUGAAAUUUUGUGUUUCAUUAUGUUCUCCAAUAAAUUGUAAAUGAUAAUUUUUUUAUCAUCUUUGGACAAGAACAAUAAAACAAUCGUAUUUUUGAAUACAA
This is a messenger RNA of Tripterygium wilfordii, 1985 nucleotides long. RefSeq lists its product as uncharacterized. Gene Ontology annotation, molecular function: DNA binding; DNA-binding transcription factor activity. The coding region runs from base 520 to 1701 and encodes 393 amino acids. The record is from RefSeq and is a predicted model, not a curated record. Lineage: Eukaryota; Viridiplantae; Streptophyta; Magnoliopsida; Celastrales; Celastraceae. The transcript has 7 exons.